This is a messenger RNA of Uloborus diversus, 975 nucleotides long. Its product is annotated as trypsin-1-like. The transcript is spliced from 7 exons. NCBI's taxonomy places the organism in Eukaryota, Metazoa, Arthropoda, Arachnida, Araneae, Uloboridae. Gene Ontology annotation, biological process: proteolysis. Gene Ontology annotation, molecular function: serine-type endopeptidase activity. The record is from RefSeq and is a predicted model, not a curated record. The coding region runs from base 108 to 908 and encodes 266 amino acids.
CAGCGACAAGUAUCGAAGGGUCACAUCAAAGAAAGUUUCAAAAUAAAAGACACAGCGUUAAAUUAUGACAGGCAGAUACGCGAAAUUUCAGAGAAAGGUUUCAGAAAAUGAUCUGGGUUCUACUGAUCUGCGCAUUCGAAGCCAUUGCUGCUAAACCUAUACAGAAUUGCGGACUAUCCCGAAUUGUCAGAAAUGGAGAUAGAAUCGUGGGAGGAAGGAGCGCCAUCAGAGGAGAAUUUCCAUGGCAAAGUUCCCUCCGUUACAAACCUCUUUUCUUUCCACCGACUCAUUUAUGCGGGGCUACUAUCCUCAACGAGCGCUGGCUUGUCACGGCAGCCCACUGUGUGGACGGGAGAUCAAAGAGAAGUUUUGACAUAGUUGUUGGUGUAAAUAAUCUGAACGAAAAAAAUAUCACAAGGUUCUUGAUCGAUAGAAUUGUAGUUCAUGAGAAGUUCGAUUUGAGAACAUUUAUGAAUGACAUCGCUCUUAUCCGAGUCCAAACACCCAUUCCACUGCGAGGUGAUGUAACUGGUGUAUGCCUGCCCUCUCCUGGACAAAACACAAAAGGAUUCGUCACAGUUUCAGGAUGGGGAGCAACUACUGAUGGCGGAAAGGGAUCGAGUAUCCUACAGGCCGUUGAAAUUCCACUCGUACCACAAGAAAUCUGCCAGGCCGUAUAUGGCCCAGAAGGAUUUUCGAAAGAAGCCAUGUUGUGUGCUGGAGUCCCACAAGGAGGCACAGACUCCUGUCAGGGAGACUCUGGAGGUCCUUUGAUUCAGCAAGAAAGGGGCCGAGCUGUGUUGGUGGGCGUUGUGUCUUGGGGCAUUGGCUGCGCUCUUCCUGGUCUGCCAGGUGUCUACACAAGAGUCUCUAAUUAUAUACCUUGGAUUCAUGAAAACGUACUGUAAGCAAAGAAAAAACAGAACAGAAUGAAUGUUUUACCUUCAGACACCCAAUAAAACGUUUUCCAUUGUU